AUGAGUUUUAAUAAUUGGAGAAUCCUUUUUGCUACAGUAUUUUUUGUACCAAUACUGAUCUGCGAUGCAAGUUCUUUUCAAGCAUUUGAAGAGUGGACCGCAGUGCACGGCCGUGUCUACUCCAGCGCUGAAGAACGAGAGCUGCGCCUCGCGAUAUUCAAAAACAACUUUGAAUUUGUGGAGAAAUUUAACAAGAAUGGGAAAGGUUUUACCGUCGGCCUCAAUCAUUUUGCCGACUUGACUACUGAAGAGAUCACCAACGGGUACUGCUGCAGAUUAGUGCAGUCUGAUUCGACCACUAACAUGACAAUCUCAGACAAUGUUGUUGCUGUCGGAAACAUUGACAACAUAUUUUUUGUACCAAUACUGAUCUGCGAUGCAAGUUCUUUUCAAGCAUUUGAAGAGUGGACCGCAGUGCACGGCCGUGUCUACUCCAGCGCUGAAGAACGAGAGCUGCGCCUCGCGAUAUUCAAAAACAACUUUGAAUUUGUGGAGAAAUUUAACAAGAAUGGGAAAGGUUUUACCGUCGGCCUCAAUCAUUUUGCCGACUUGACUACUGAAGAGAUCACCAACGGGUACUGCUGCAGAUUAGUGCAGUCUGAUUCGACCACUAACAUGACAAUCUCAGACAAUGUUGUUGCUGUCGGAAACAUUGACAACAGUACAUGCAGCUGUUGGAGUAAAUCAACCUUAAGUGGUCUACUACAUGCUAACAGCAGCAGCAUCGAUUGGGUUGAGUAUGGGGGAGUCACCCCAGUGAGGGAUCAGACAGAAGAAUGUGCAUGUUGUUGGGCGUUUGCCGCAGUUACCGGAAUAGAAGGAAUUUAUGGAAUAAAAAGGGGGAAGGACAAGGUGGUGCCGGUGUCCCCGCAGCAGCUUGUCGACUGUGACGAGUUUAGUGAUGGCUGCAAGGGUGGCCUCGAGGCUAAUGCAUAUGACUAUGUCUCCAAGAGAGGGAUCGUGAGUGAGGCCAGUUAUCCUUACAAGGCAAAGAAAGGUGAAUGCAACCGAGAGAUAUUAGAAAGUCUACCCGUUGUCACCCGGAUCAAUCGAUAUCACCAUGUGUUGCCGAGAGACGAGGAGACCCUGACAAGGGCUGUGUGUCGACAGCCAGUGACCGUCGGAAUUGAUUCCAGAAGCGCAGCUUUUUAUUAUUACAAAGGUGGGAUUUUUAGAGACGAAUGUGGCACUGAUUUGAUACACAGUGUCACCAUAGUCGGUAUCGGGAGGGACGAGUCUGGCACCGAAUACUGGAAAAUCAAGAAUUCCUGGGGCAAGGAAUGGGGCGAGGGAGGCUACAUGAAACUUCUCAAAGAUGGUAGCCCGAAUGGACACUGUGGCAUUACCAUGGAUGCUACCUAUCCAGUGAUCGAUUGAGUAACAGAACAUUAAUCAUUAUAUGUAAGUCUAUAUAUAUAUACACAUACACACAAACAUAAGGAGACUGUG
Molecule: messenger RNA, 1449 nt
Organism: Malus domestica (apple)
Lineage: Eukaryota; Viridiplantae; Streptophyta; Magnoliopsida; Rosales; Rosaceae
Source: RefSeq, a predicted model, not a curated record